Carlito syrichta (Philippine tarsier) is the source of this 3441-nucleotide messenger RNA. It is a transcript of the gene TPP1, whose product is annotated as tripeptidyl peptidase 1. The record is from RefSeq and is a predicted model, not a curated record. Gene Ontology annotation, molecular function: serine-type endopeptidase activity; tripeptidyl-peptidase activity. Gene Ontology annotation, biological process: proteolysis; central nervous system development. Bases 29 to 1747 code for a protein of 572 amino acids. The transcript has 13 exons. NCBI's taxonomy places the organism in Eukaryota, Metazoa, Chordata, Mammalia, Primates, Tarsiidae.
GGAAUGUAGCGCUCAUGUGAUCUGUCACAUGACAGCAGAUCUGCAGAAAGGCAGAAUGGGACUCCGAGCCUGGCUCCUAUGGUUCCUUGCCCUCAUUCUCUCUGGCAAAUGCAGUUACAGCCCGGAGCCUGAUCAGCAAAGGACGAUACCCCCAGGCUGGGUGUCCCUGGGCCGAGCGGACCCUGAGGAAAAGCUGAGUCUCACCUUUGCCCUGAGACAACAGAACCUGGAGAGACUCUCGGAGCUGGUACAAGCUGUGUCGGAUCCCAGCUCUCCUCACUAUGGAAAAUACCUAACCCUAGAGGAUGUGGCUGAGCUGGUCCGGCCAUCCCCACUGACCCUCCUCACGGUCCAGAAAUGGCUCCUGGCAGCUGGAGUCUGGAGCUGCCAUUCAGUGACCACACAGGACUUUCUGACUUGUUGGCUGAGCGUCCGACAGGCAGAGUUGCUGCUCUCUGGAGCUGAGUUUCAUCAUUAUGUGGGAGGACCUGCGAAGACCCAUGUUGUAAGGUCCCCACAUUCCUACCAGCUCCCACAGGGCUUGGCACCCCAUGUGGACUUUGUGGGGGGACUGCACCGUUUUCCCCCAACAUCAUCCCUGAGGCAACGCCCUGAGCCACAGGUGGCAGGGCACAUGGGCCUGCAUCUGGGGGUGACCCCAUCCGUGAUCCGUGAGCGAUACAACUUGUCAGCCCAAGAUGUGGGCUCUGGCACCAGCAAUAACAGUCAGGCCUGUGCCCAGUUCCUGGAGCAGUAUUUCCAUGGAUCAGACCUGGCUGAGUUCAUGCAUCUUUUUGGUAGCAACUUUGCACACCAGGCAUCAGUAGCCCGUGUGAUUGGACAACAAGGCCGGGGCCGGGCCGGAAUUGAAGCCAGUCUAGAUGUGCAGUACCUGAUGAGUGCUGGUGCCAACAUUUCCACCUGGGUCUACAGUAGCCCUGGCCGGCAUGAGGGACAAGAGCCCUUCCUGCAGUGGCUCCUGCUGCUCAGUAAUGAGUCAGUCCUGCCACAUGUGCAUACUGUGAGCUAUGGUGACGACGAGGACUCCCUCAGCAGCACCUACAUCCAACGAGUCAACACUGAGUUCAUGAAGGCUGCCGCUAGGGGUCUCACCCUGCUCUUUGCCUCAGGUGACAGUGGAGCUGGAUGUUGGUCAACCUCUGGAAGACACAAGUUCCGUCCUAGCUUCCCUGCCUCCAGCCCCUAUGUCACCACAGUGGGAGGCACCUCCUUCCAGAAUCCUUUCCUCGUCACAAAUGAGAUUGUUGACUUUAUCAGUGGUGGUGGCUUCAGCAAUGUGUUCCCACGGCCUUCAUACCAGGAGGAAGCUGUAGCCCAGUUCCUGAGCUCUAGCCCCCACCUGCCACCAUCCAGUUACUACAAUGCCAGUGGUCGUGCCUAUCCAGAUGUGGCUGCACUUUCUGAUGGCUACUGGGUAGUCAGUAACAGUGUGCCCAUUCCAUGGGUGUCUGGAACCUCAGCUUCCACUCCAGUGUUUGGGGGGCUCCUCUCUUUGAUUAAUGAGCACAGAAUCCUCAGUGGCCGCCCCCCUCUUGGCUUUCUCAACCCAAGGCUCUACCAGCAGCAUGGGGAAGGACUCUUUGAUGUAACCCAUGGCUGCCAUGAGUCCUGUUUGAAUGAAGAGGUGGAAGGUCAGGGUUUCUGCUCUGGCCCUGGCUGGGAUCCUGUGACAGGCUGGGGAACGCCCAACUUCCCAGCUCUGCUGAAGAUACUACUCAACCCUUAACCUUGUGCUGCCAGAAGAGCUGGCCCGCCCCCUCCCUGCAGCUGGUGGUCCAGGCUCUUAUCUCCGCCCUGUUGGAAGCCCUGCUGAACCCUUAAUUGUUGACUGCUGCAGACAGCUUAUCUCCCUAACCCUGAAAUGCUGAGUUUGAUUUGACCUCAAACGCUGCCACGCUUCAUCCUACUCAGGUCUUCCUGUUUCUUCCUCAGGUUCCUAAACAAGAUGGUAUAACUAGCAUUUUGGGGCUGUCUCCUCCUCCCCGCUUUAUCUUCCUCUUCCCAGCCAGGCUUUUCCAAAGCAUUCUCUAUUUUACUUCAUAUUCACCCCUCAGUUCAUUGCAAUUACAUGGCUGCUUUCACCUUUUGCUUUUUCCUACCCUAACACCGAGAAACAACGGCCUCCAGUACACACUUCCCAAUCUUUGCUUUAUGGCGUUUCCAUCAUAGUUGCCCACUCCCUCUCCUUCUUUAGCUUCCAGGAUUCAACGUCUCUGACCACUCCUGUCUUUAUCCUUCAUGGACUUCUCUUUCUCUGCUUCCUCACGGAAUGCUGGUAUUCUUCAUUUCUCCGUCCUUUAUCUUUUGCUCUUCCCACUUUACUCACUGUCCCCUGGAACAAAUCAUUGGCAUCUACAACCAUCACCAUCUCACUAAAUUGAGAUUUUCUAUACAGUAGUGAUCGAUACCUCAAAUGUAAGAUGUGAGAUACUGAACACUUUAUCUUCCUCCUUUCCCACCCCAACUAUUCUAUUUAUUGUUUCUUCUUGGUAAAUGAUGCUAUGCUUCUUCUAGCUGAGCCAGAAACCUGUGUCAUCCUUGACUCUUACUUCCUUCACUUCUCCCUCAACCUUCAAUCAGCAAGUCCUACUGACUUUACCUCUUAAAUAUAUCUUUAUCAAUUCACAAGUCCCUCCAAUUAUAUUUCCUAACCAUAUCAAGAACUUAUUCAGUUCUCUCCAUCCCCACUGCUACUACAUUAGCUUAGAGCCAUAUGAUCUCCUGAAUUAUGAAGGUCCUUGAACAGUGUCCUUACUUCCUGCCAGUUCCUACACCAUCUUCCAGAGUAAAAUGCAAAUCCCAUCAGGGCAUUUUCUUGAUAAAAACUCUUCAAGGAUUUCAUCAUGGCUCACUAACCGUCCUUGCUAUUUGUUCCUGAAUAAGAAAUCCUUUUUCCUCUCCCCUCCCCAACCCUCAAGGAACUCUCACCAUUGCUCAAGCUGUUUUGUUCCUUUAACACCACCCUUGAUACGACUGCCUGGUUGAUUUAAGGGAUUCUUUUAAGACUCAGCUCAGAACGUUUUGUGAACGUUGAUUUGGGUAUGGCAGAAAAAUCGUGGAUUUUCUAAACCAAACCUGUUUUAACGUUGGUUCUGAUAUAGACUAGGAGAGAGCCUUGGGCAAGUAAGUUUAUCUCCCUGACCCUGUUUCCUUAUCUGUGAAAUGGGAAUAUCAAAACCUGCCUUUCAUAAUAAAUAAGUGGAAUAAUGCUGAUUGAGUGCCUGGUACUUAGAAGUGGGCAGAUGUUAAUUCCCUUCCUCCCUUGCACUAAUGGCCAUACAGUAUUGACGUUGCCAGUUUACUUGUUUGCCUCCUUCUCAAGACCGACUAGAAUCCUGCCCUUUGUAACUUUUUAUUCCCAGGUCCUAGCUCAGGAGUUGGCAAAUAAGAAUUAAAUAAAUGUCUGCUGAUUGAAAUUCU